Molecule: messenger RNA, 444 nt
Organism: Miscanthus lutarioriparius
Lineage: Eukaryota; Viridiplantae; Streptophyta; Magnoliopsida; Poales; Poaceae
Source: the annotation of a GenBank genome assembly
AUGGGGUGCCCUCGGGUGACGCAAGGCCACGACGGGGCACUCCCGACCGAGGAUGACGUGUGCUACAUCCUGGGCUCCAUCGGUGCCAUGGUGGAGGACCGCCUUGACCUACUCUUUGCUCUCAUGGAGGGCAAGGACAUCACCAGGCUCAUCACCGCGAGCAAGGAGCAGCUCACCUAUGCGUGCUCUGGAGCCACUGCUGCCAUGGUCCCCACUCCUACCGCUGCCGCUACCGAGGCCAAGGAGGAGGCCAAGAAGGAGGAAGAGGAGGAUGUCGGCAUCGUUUGUUGUCGCACCCACGCCAUCUCCAUCAGCGUCGCCCUCCCGUCGCAUGCCAUGGUCGCCCUCGCCCGUCACACAUGUGAUCCAGGUGAGUCGGACCCAAAUCUUCUCCCUGCCGCCCCUCUCUCCAGUCGCUGCUAUUGCACCUAUGGGAGGCCGUAG